AUGUCAGAUGAAGAAGAAAUGAUUGAUGAUGGUGAUGAAGAAGAAGAAGAAUAUAAUAAUCAAACAAUUGAACCAGUAAUUGAUGUUUUACAAAUUGAUAAUGAAUUAUCAUCAACACAAUAUCGUUUUAAAAAAAAUGAGAUUAUGCUUUGUUAUCAUGGUUUACUUUUAUAUGAAGUUAAAUGUGUUGAUCAUAAAAUGAAAGAAAAUGAUAGUGGAAAUUUUCAUCGUCCAUCAUAUUUAGUACAUUAUUGUGGUUGGAGUUCGAAAUGGGAUGAAUGGGUUGAUGAAACACGUCUUGUUAAAAUGGAUGAAACUGGUUUAAAACAACAAACACAAUUACUUCUUCAACAUGGUAAAGGUAAAGCUCGAUUAAAAAAUUUACGAAAAAAUAAUAGUACAAGUCCAUUAAAACGAACAACAAGUCGAUCUAUAUCUGAUUAUUCAACAAGUACAAAUGUGGAUUCAAUUACGAAUGAAACAACAAUAAAUAUAAAUAAUAAUAAUAAUAAUAAUAGCCAUUUUCCUAUAGAAGAAACACCAUCGUUAUCUGGACGAAGUGAUACAGGAAGUAGUAGUAGUAGUACAACAAGUGAAUUAAUAUCAAAUACAGAUUCAACUAUUACAAAUAAUGAUUUAAUUGAGCCUGAUGCAAAAAAAAUUAAACGAAGUGUAAAUACUACUGGAAAGAUAACAAACAAAGAUAAAAAAUCUGAACCAAUAUCAACUAUUGCCAAUGAUUUAUCACCAUUAAUUUCAGCUCAACAUGAAACAUGUCAACGUUUAACACAUCGUUUUUAUUCAUAUCAAAUGGAAUGGUUACAAUUUCCAUCGGAACUUGUUGAAUUAUUAAUAAAUGAUCGUGAUCUUAUAAAUAAUCAAAAUAAUCUUCUUACAAUUCCACCAAUUGAUUCAUCAUUAAUUAUUCGUAAUAUAUUUAAAAAUUAUUUAGAACAACAAAUAAAUGAAUGUUCAUUAGCUGAAGUACUCGCUAUAAGAACAUUAAUAUCAUCAUUAAUGGAUAUGUUUAAUAUAGCACUUGGAAAAUGUUUACUUUAUCGUUUUGAACGUUUACAGUUACGACAAUUAUUAGAAAAAGAUUCUCAAAUAUCAUUAUGUGAUUAUUAUAGUUCAAUACAUUUACUUCGAUUUUUAUGGCGUAUUAAAGAUUUAUUACGUGAUAUGAGUGCAAAUACAAAUCGAGAUGAAUUUGGUUUAUUAUUAGGACGUAUACAACAUUUUUUGAAUUAUUUAUAUGAAAAUAAAACAAUAUUAUUUCCUUCAAAUGAAUAUGAUAUUUGUUCAACAGAAUAUUAUCGUUGUUCGUUGCAAUGUUUUCAAUGA
Molecule: messenger RNA, 1344 nt
Organism: Rotaria sp. Silwood2
Lineage: Eukaryota; Metazoa; Rotifera; Eurotatoria; Philodinida; Philodinidae
Source: the annotation of a GenBank genome assembly